This is a messenger RNA of Ceratosolen solmsi marchali, 2890 nucleotides long. RefSeq names its product moesin (gene Moe). NCBI's taxonomy places the organism in Eukaryota, Metazoa, Arthropoda, Insecta, Hymenoptera, Agaonidae. The record is from RefSeq and is a predicted model, not a curated record. The transcript has 10 exons. Bases 337 to 2097 code for a protein of 586 amino acids. Gene Ontology annotation, cellular component: cytoskeleton. Gene Ontology annotation, molecular function: actin binding.
AGCGGGGGGCGGGGCGAAGCCGAGGGACGCCGAUCGCCGAACGCGCCACCUUGGCCGUUGUCUCGUCGUGCCGCCGCUCGGACUCAUCCAGCAGUUGCCAGUUGCCGGUUUUCAGUUGCCAGUUGCUACGAGGGGCAGCCGGGAAGAUCGUUAGAGAAUCGAACGGCCAUCGGUCGAGCGACAAUUACUAGACAGCCGCUAGCGCUCGAACUUUUCGCACUCGCGACAUCGCUACCGACGCUCUCAACGCAACCACAAAUCUCCGGCACUUUCGAAAACUCACACCCACACACACACCCACACCCACAACACGCACACACUUUGUUCAACAACACGAUGGUCUCCGGAUCGAAGAUGAUGAAUGUGCGGGUGACGACGAUGGAUGCAGAGCUGGAGUUUGCGAUUCAGCAAACAACGACCGGCAAACAACUCUUCGAUCAGGUCGUCAAAACCAUUGGACUGAGGGAAGUUUGGUUUUUCGGUCUACAAUAUACGGAUAUUAAGGGUGAUCAGACAUGGAUUAAGCUGUAUAAAAAGGUUCUUCCAUUUGGCCCUCGAAAAAUAUUCAACGUUAUGAAUCAGGAAGUUAAGAAGGAGAAUCCAUUGCAGUUCAAGUUUCGCGCAAAAUUUUAUCCAGAAGAUGUUGCCGAGGAACUGAUUCAAAAUAUAACUUUGCGGCUUUUUUAUCUACAGGUGAAAAGUGCUAUUUUAACUGACGAGACAUAUUGUCCACCCGAAACAUCAGUAUUGCUCGCAUCUUACGCCGUACAAGCCCGACACGGCGAUUAUCAAAAGAGCGUUCAUGUUACCGGAUUUUUAGCUAAUGAUCGUCUGUUACCGCAGCGUGUUAUGGAUCAACAUAAGAUGAGCAAGGAAGAAUGGGAGACAUCGAUCACUAAUUGGUGGCAAGAGCACAGAGGAAUGUUACGCGAGGAUGCAAUGAUGGAAUAUUUAAAAAUUGCUCAGGAUUUAGAAAUGUACGGAGUUAAUUAUUUCGAAAUUCGCAAUAAAAAAGGUACAGAACUGUGGCUGGGAGUUGAUGCUUUGGGUCUUAAUAUUUAUGAAAAAGAUGAUAAGCUGACACCAAAAAUUGGUUUUCCGUGGUCGGAGAUUCGUAAUAUUUCAUUUAACGAAAAGAAAUUUAUUAUUAAGCCAAUUGAUAAAAAAGCACCAGAUUUUGUGUUUUUUGCUGCCCGUGUCAAGAUAAAUAAACGAAUUUUGGCACUUUGUAUGGGAAACCACGAACUUUAUAUGCGCAGGCGUAAACCCGAUACUAUUGAUGUUCAACAGAUGAAGGCCCAAGCUAAAGAAGAGAAGCAAGCUCGCGAAAAGCAGCGAGAAAAGCUCCAAUUAGAAAUUGCAGCUAGAGAACGGGCCGAGAAAAAGCAACAAGAAUUUGAAGAACGACUUCGAACUAUGGCUGAACAAAUGGAAAGGAGAGAUGCAGAAUUAAACGUUGCUCAAGAGAUGAUUAGACGUCUUGAGGAACAAUUGAAACAAUUACGCGCUGCCAAAGAGGAGCUGGAGAAUAGACAAACGGAAUUAACGGCGAUGAUGGAGAAGCUUGAGCGAUCUCACGAAAUGGAAGCCGCUGAAAGAGCAAAACUGGAAGCGGAGAUUCGUAACAAGCAAGAAGAAGUUCAACGUAUUCAAUCAGAAGUUGAAGCAAAAGAUGCCGAAGCUAGAAUGUUACAGAAGAUUGUCGAAGCUGACAGGCUUCAGCAAGAAGAAUCCGAAAGAGAGUAUCAAGCUAAUACAACACCACAUCAUCAUCAUGUCGAAGAAAAUGAAGAGGAUGGUGAUGAUGGCGAAGACGAAGUACCUCAUGGAGAUGUAACUAAAGAACUUGUAACCGAUGAAUCAAUUAUCGAUCCUAUUGAAGAACGGCGCACUCUUGCCGAAAGAAACGAACGCCUUCAUGACCAACUGAAGGCAUUGAAGCAGGAUUUGGCGCAGUCACGCGACGAAACAAAGGAGACUGUCAUGGACAAAAUUCAUAGGGAAAACGUUCGUCAGGGUCGUGACAAAUAUAAAACAUUACGUGAGAUUCGUAAAGGGAAUACCAAGCGUCGCGUCGAUCAAUUUGAGAACAUGUAAAAAGUAAAAAACCGUCACGCGACAUCUCUUAAGUUCUAUGUGUUGAUUUUUUAAUAUCUUUUUAAAGUCCUUUGCUGGCGAAUAACCGUGCAUGCAGCAGGUAUGGCGAACGCAUUUGAGUUUAGAAACCUUUGAACACUUGUUUGAAGUAUUUGAGAAGAAUUUGACCCAAGAUAAAGCUUAUAAUAAUGAUUCAAAAGCUUUAAUAACUCGGAAGAUUUAUUACUGCGCGCCUAUUUUAAUCGAGAGUACUGUUGACGUUUGCCACGUGAUUUAGAUAAUCUUUAAAGACUUUCCUGAGCAAUAAGGACUCCUUUAGGAUUCUUGAGCGAGUUGAAAACCAAUACAGAGUUGCCAUUGUUGAAAAUUGUUUUUAAACCCUUAUUAACAUUGGUUUCUUCAGUAAUUGCCAUCAAAACAUAUUUAAAUACUUAAGGACUUGUUAAAGAGCUUGAAGUACAUUGCAAUUGCUAAUAUAGCAAUAUAUAUUUAUACUAAAUAUUAAAGGAUUGUAAGUCUUGAUUGCGCCAGUGCACAAGCAUCUAUGAUCUUAACAAAUAAUGGAAGUGCCUGUCUAUUUUCAGUAUCAAGUACUGAAUUGCGUCCAAAUUUAUAAGUUAUUAGAUUAUUACUUCCAACUCAAGCUCUUACACAAUUUCUUAAGCUCUACAAACGAUAAAGUUUCUUUCAUUACUUAUAAAUAGCUCUAGAAAUAGAUAUACUCUAAACCGAAGCAUCUUGAAAAUUUUUGAAAAAGAAAUUAUUUUAAAUUCUUAUAUUUUAGACAUUGAUG